ACUGGGAGGCAGCCUCGGGAUUAUCUUUUGUAUUAAAAUCAUCGCGGAGUGAUAUGAGUGAACAUUUUGAUUAAUUCACUAAAAGGUUUCAUAUUUCAUGUUUCACAUCCUCAUCAUCAUCACAUAUUAUCCAAGGAGAUAUUUUGUUGACUCACAAUACAACGAAUGUGCCGAACCAUAAAACGAGGUAGCUUUUGACACAGUAAGGUUGAGCGCAUAUUAUUCUUUCCUUGUUUUUAGGUGCCUAUAAUUUCGUCUAAAGACCACUUCCGUUCCGACCAAUAUCUGUCAACAUAUUUCCACCUUUGGCUCGGACACAUCACAAGAACUCGAUUUCAUUGACAGCGAGCGGGUUCAAGAUAAUGACUUUUAAAUUAUUACUGGAGACAAAAAGCGGUCCGUCGACGAACGUUUAACCUUUCUUCGCAUAGCUGAAGACACAGCGCAAUCGCUAUUCGAAGUUACUAUACUUGUGUAAGAACUUAAGAAAAUAGGAAAUUAAGGAAGCGCAUUUUGAUAUUGAUGCUAUGUAUUAAUAGUAAACAGUGGUGUAGGUGCUUAUUAAUGCUGCGGCUGGAGCCCGGACUCGGACGAUACGACGGCGUCUCAGCGUCUCCAUGGUAACACCGCACGGCUACAUAAGCGAGCGCGCACUAGACACACACACAGAUUGUCUAAAACCGGAGAGCGCGCGGCACGCUGUGCAGCGGAUCACCGAAUAGUCUAGUUUGACGUUUCGUAAAUAUAAGUGAAACACUUUUGUUACGAAUCUCAACAAAAUCGUGAAGUAAAGUUUUGUGUUGUGAAUAGACAAUUUUUGAUAUGAUUACCCUAGUGUUGUUUGUUGUGGGAAGCCUAGCGGCAACAGAGGCGUGUGGUGCUGGGAAACAGAUGCUGAGAACUGGAGGGCUGACAGCCUAUGAAAAACAAGCGAUUGUAGACGCUCAUAAUCGUCUCCGGCAGUCAGUAGCUCUAGGACAAGUAUCAAGCCAACCACCAGCAGCUAAUAUGAUGGAAAUGGUAUGGGAUGAAGAGUUAGCCGCAACGGCACAACGUUGGUCUGACCAAUGCACUCCCGCACAUGAUCGAGCGGCGCAACGUGAUGUCGGCAGGUUUCCUGUGGGGCAAAAUCUUGCAGCCACGUGGACCACUCGCCCACCAAGUGACUCUUCUGACUCAGAACCAGACUUCAUGAAACAGAUUAAUGCGUGGUUUGAUGAAGUCAGGAUUUACGGUUUCAAGCCAAUCAGUGGUGGACACGGCACUGGACAUUACUCUCAGUUGGUAUGGGGCGAGACAUCUCAUGUUGGAUGUGGAUACACAUUCUAUUAUGACCCAACCCGCGGAUACACCAAGCUGUAUGUCUGUAACUACGGCCCAGGUGGCAAUGUCAUUGGCUCGAACCCCUACGAAAAAGGACGUCCAUCUUGCAGCGCAUUUGGACUUUCAGAAUCGAGAAAAUACUCUGGCUUAUGCUCGGCCACUUACACGAGCACAUCGAGCUACCAAGUUGACAAUAACAACGGCUACAUCUCGAAUGUCAUCCCCGACAGCACUGGUGAUUCUCCAGCCUUCAACUACCACUUCUAUAACCAAUACAACAACGAAUACCAGUACUAUCAACAGCCACAGACCUACUACAAACCCGAGGCUACCACCUUCAGGCCUCUGAUCAGCAUCUUCAAGACGGCUUCAAAUUUAUUCGUUAAACCCAAAGCUCUUCGGGUUGGAACCGUCUACCUAUAACGCUUUCAACCAGUGGCAUCAUUUUCAUAACAGUAUUUUAAAUAAUUGUGACAGUUGUGUUACUCGACUGAUUUAUUCGAAGCUUAAUACGCUAUCGGAACUUUGUAGAUAACUUUAUUCCUUGGUUUUACAAGGAGCUUAGGACUUUGCUAAUAAACUUUAAUUCACCUUGUGUAGGUUGAAGGUCUAAUAGGUUUAUACUAUAAUUACUUUGCUGUCGUGUAUGACCUUCUAGUAUUAGAUAAGAAUUAAAAUAUGAUGUUGUUAUUUAGAGUAUUUAUAAUUUAUU
Messenger RNA from Pieris brassicae (large cabbage white), 2035 nucleotides. Its product is annotated as venom allergen 3-like. The transcript has 6 exons. The record is from RefSeq and is a predicted model, not a curated record. NCBI's taxonomy places the organism in Eukaryota, Metazoa, Arthropoda, Insecta, Lepidoptera, Pieridae. Gene Ontology annotation, cellular component: extracellular region. The coding region runs from base 823 to 1746 and encodes 307 amino acids.